AAAUAAACAUGUGACGUCACACACGAGACUGAUAACGUGUACAUGGUUUAGACGUAUUCAAAGUUGCUGAAGCACCGGAGGGACCUAAAUAUUACAAAAAUGAUCUCUACCGAAAAUGAUCCCGCUGUAGAAGGUGACGAUAAACAGCAAAGUUCACACGACGUCAGGUUUGACGACAAUUUCCAUAAUUAUGUAACAAAAAUUACAGAGUCAACGGCUUUCAAUGCAGCCAUAAUGACAACAAUCUUUUGCAAUGCGCUCCUCAUGGCCUUAGAAACUGACAUGACUAUGAAGCAGAGCUACCACAAUGAAUUUUUUGUGUUAGAAGAAAUCUUCCUCUCAAUAUAUACGAUAGAGUUUAUUAUGAAAGUCUACGCAGAGCCAAAGGGAUACUGGAGAAGUGGCUAUAAUCUCUUCGACUUCCUUGUUCUUUCGAUCUCCUUUCUACAGGACUUUUUAGCACUGUUCGAUGCAGACAGAUCGGGGCUUGAUUCCCUACGGGUGUUGAGGGCACUUCGUACAUUUAGGACACUUCGGAGUGUUUCAUUCAUAAAAGGCCUUCAAGUUCUUGUUACAGCUCUAAUAGAUACCAUCCGCAAAUCUGUUGUAAAUAUUGUAAUGCUUCUACUUCUUAUGAUGUUCUUAUUCGGCAUUAUGGGUUACUACUUGUUUGGAUAUAGAGAGGACGGAGACAAAGAACACUUCGGUCACCUAGGAGCCGCCAUGCUGACACUGUUCACCUUCGUCACCGUUGAUGGCUGGACUGACCUCCAAGAUGAAUUAGAUAGACGUAAUAUGGUUGGCAGUAGAGUAUAUACCAUUAGCUUUAUCAUUGUCGGUCACUUCAUAUUCACAAAUGUCUUCAUUGCCGUGAUUAUAAUGAACAUCAGCGAGGCUACAGAGAACUAUAAACGGGAUCAGAUUGCCGAUCGUGAGGCGACCGUAAGGCAUAAAAAAGAGUUCAUGAUGCAGCGCCAACACAAUGAGGUGAAACAGAUGAUCGAACAGCAGAAGAAAGGGGACUUUUCCAACUUUCACGACAUGGUUGGUGAGUUCCAGCAUACUCUUCGACACAAUGAUUGUGUUAUGAUGACUGAUCUUUGUACGAACCUAGUGUGGAUAGAAACUUUCGUUACUAGUCUUGAGCACAUGGAUAAUACCACGUAUCGCAUCCAGCAACUCAACUUUGAAUUAAGCGACAUGUUGACAUUGCACAUGGAAAACCGACUUCGGCAAAGAUAUGGGUUUGGUGAGGUCAAUCAACGCCAACAAAGACCAGUUUAAAAUCUCCAUGAAAUCGGUAAAUCUCACUUCAUUGUUGUUUAUAAACGCUUGCUUGACCCAGUUAGUAAUUAGUUCGAAUUAUGUUUAUCAAAAUUUACGCAAAUGUAAGUUUAUAUCUAGAAUAACACCACCAAUCAGAUAGAAAUAGAUACUGCUAUCAAUGCACAAAAUAGUGUUCUUACAUAUAUCAUCAAUUAUUUUGAUACUUGGAGAAAUCAAUUUAAGUAUCUCGAUAUUUGUAAAUAUUUACGAAAUAAACAUGUAUAAAAACGGUUACAGAAUGACAACAACAUAAAUUAAAACAGAAACGUCAUUUUUCUAGAUUGAUCAUUGAUGUUAUGUAAGUUAAAACACUAUUUUUACGAAUUGAAACUUUAUCAACAAAACGUACGUAUUCAGAUGAUUCCAUAUAUUCGAGAUUUGUUCGAAAAUUGGAGGAUUGUGUUUUUGUGUAAUGUUGCUAUUUGUAAAUUGAUUUAUUUAUGAAAUAAACUAUUAAACAGUAUGACAUAAAAUGUUGGUGUUUUUGGUGGAGAUUUUUCAUUUCAUAAAACAGUUUAUUGAGUGGAAAUUGUCUAUCGAAAGGAGUUAUUGUUGAUUUGGUCGAUGGAAUAUACGUAGUCGUAGACACUUCUUAUACCCAUUAC
This is a messenger RNA of Owenia fusiformis, 1931 nucleotides long. The record is from the annotation of a GenBank genome assembly. Lineage: Eukaryota; Metazoa; Annelida; Polychaeta; Sabellida; Oweniidae.